Aspergillus fumigatus Af293 is the source of this 1692-nucleotide messenger RNA. Lineage: Eukaryota; Fungi; Ascomycota; Eurotiomycetes; Eurotiales; Aspergillaceae. The record is from RefSeq and is a predicted model, not a curated record.
AUGGGUGGUGUCGCCGAUUCGUCAGCAGCGAUGGACGCUGCAGCGCAGAUGCGCAAAGCUGCUCUCAAGGGCUCCUCUGGCAUGGCAGGAUUGGUUCAGAAUCGGAAGGUCUUCGGAAUCGCCAUGUUUGCUUGCUUGGGAGGCCUUUUGUAUGGUUAUAACCAGGGUGUUUUCUCUGGCGUCUUGACGAUGUACUCAUUCGAAAAGCAUAUGGGCGACGCUGUUACCAAUCAGACGAAGAAGGGCUGGUUGACCGCUAUUCUUGAACUUGGUGCUUGGUUCGGUGCAUUAUACUCUGGUCUCCUAUGCGAGAGGAUCUCCCGCAAGUAUACCAUCUUAGCGAAUGUCGCUAUCUUCUGCAUUGGCGUUGUGAUUCAGACAACGGCCGCAACCAAGGGUGGGAAUUCAUCGCACAUCCUCGGUGGCCGUUUUAUCACUGGUAUGGGAGUAGGAAGUCUCUCCAUGAGUGUCCCCAUGUACAAUGCUGAGAUCGCACCACCGGAAGUCAGAGGUUCUCUGGUCGCACUGCAGCAACUUGCCAUCACCUUCGGAAUCAUGCAUAGGAUCAACUACGGCACAAAUCAUAUUGGUGGCACAGGCCCAACUCAGAAAGACGCCGCAUGGCUCCUACCACUUGCCUUACAGCUGGUGCCGGCCGUUAUUCUUGGAGCAGGCAUGAUCUUUAUGCCAUUUUCACCACGUUGGCUUAUUCACCAUGACCGAGAAGACGAAGCCAAAAAGGUCCUCACGAGUCUGCGUGGCCUGCCUGCCGAUGAUCCACUUCUGCAACUCGAGUUCCUCGAGAUCAAAGCCCAGAGUCUUUUCGAGAAGCGGACCGAGAAGGAGAAAUUUCCUCACCUGGAACGAACCAACACUUGGAGCUAUAUCAAGCUGGAGGCUGCGGGAUUUGCUAGCCUCUUCACUAGUUGGCCGAUGUUCAGGCGUGUCAUGGUAGCUACAGUCACCAUGACUUUCCAGCAAUGGACGGGAAUAAACGCAGUGCUAUAUUACGCGCCCUCGAUCUUCAAUCAGCUCGGUAUGAGCAGCAACACCACCUCGCUCCUUGCCACCGGCGUGGUCGGUAUCGUCAUGUUCAUCGCAACGAUCCCGGCUGUGAUUUGGAUCGAUAGACUCGGACGCAAGCCCGUCUUGGUCGUCGGCGCCAUCGGAAUGGCAGCCUGCCACUUCGUCAUCGCGGCUAUAUUCGGCCAGAACGAAAACCAAUGGGACACGCACAAAGCUGCUGGAUGGGCCGCCGUCUCUAUGGUCUGGCUGUUUGUCAUCCACUUCGGUUACUCAUGGGGACCAUGCGCCUGGAUCAUCAUUGCUGAGAUUUGGCCGCUCAGUGUUCGGGCAAAGGGCACCGCGCUGGGUGCUUCGGCGAACUGGAUGAACAACUUCAUCGUCGGUCAGGUCACGCCCGAUAUGCUCCAGAACAUCAGAUACGGGACGUACAUCUUCUUCGGCAUAAUCACCUUCCUUGGGGCUGGUUUCAUUGCCUUCAUGGUCCCUGAGACAAAGCAGUUGUCUCUUGAGGAAAUGGAUGUUAUCUUCGGCUCUGAAGGCACAGCUAUCUCCGACUAUGAGCGUCAGGCGGAGAUCUCCCGGGAGAUUGGUCUCGAUGAGGCUCUGGCGCGGUUGACCAAUACUGCGCCGGUGGAGGUUCAUGAUGUUGAAGCGAAACAGACUUGA